AUCGACACAGGAGUGAAUAGUUUAGUCAAGUGCAUUGAAUGGUAUUGUUAAUGAUCUUGCAGCCAGUGUCGGUCCAAUGACAUUCGAAGAGUUUUGUGGCGGUCCCUUUUGGGACGAUGAACUUACGUGGCGAGAGGAGGAUCCCGAUUUGACAUUCUGCUUCCAGCGUAUCAUACUACAAUGGACACCAUGCUUCUUUCUGUUCGUCUUCUCCAUCUACGAGGUGCUUCGUAUCGUGACCAGCCGGUAUCGAGACAUACCGUGGAAUUGGUUCAACAUCACGAAGAUGAUCUUCACCUUCGCCCUGAUGGUGAUGUCAUGGGUAGAUCUUGGCGUGGUCGUACAGAACCUGGACGAGCCGGAAGUGUUUGAUGUGCAGAUACUGGUGGCGAUAUUCAAUGCUCUUGCAUACAUCAUGGCAAUGGCACUGUACUUCUUCUACCGUAAGUACGGUAUUCGUAGUACCGGCACGAUGUUUAUCUUCUGGUUCCUGAAGGCAUUCUUCGGGAUCAUUCAAAUGCGUACGGAAGCUAUGCUGCACGAUGUUCGCGGAUCCGGUACGGGAGAUUUUGCCGAGUUCCAGUUCGUCAGCUACACGAUCCAAUACACCUUCACGUGCUGUGUACUACUGUUGGAGCUUUUCCCCGACAAAGAACCACGGUACAGCGAAUGGGCCAAGCUAAAGAAUCCCAACCCGGAGCUGAGCACCAGCUUCUUCUCUCGACUGUUCUAUUUGUACUUCGAUUCUUACGCAUGGCGUGGAUUCCGCAAACCGCUCACCGACGACGACAUGUACGAUCUGAAUCCUGAGGAUACAUCCCGCGCACUGGUACCUCCCUUCGAUAAGUACUGGUUCGAGAGUGUGGAGAAGGGUCGUCGCAAGCAGAUGGCAGCCGAUAAGAAGGCGGGCAAAACGAACCUUGUGUACAAACCGAAUGCAGCUACGAAUGGAUCGGUGUUGCCAGCGAUGGUGAAAGCUUACGGUGGCCCGUUCUGGUUUGCGGGUAUGUUGCAGUUUGCCAUUUCCGGUCUACAGUUCGCAUCACCCUACCUGAUGCAGGAAAUUAUGGCUGUUAUUGCGUUGGAUGGUCCAUUCUGGAAGGGUAUGAUUAUUACGCUGGGACUGUUCCUUACUUCGCUGCUGAUUGCUCUAUUCAACGGCCAGUACUUUCACCGAACGUUCCUCGUUGGGUUCCGUAUUCGAACGGGGUUGAUCAGUGCCAUCUACAGGAAGGCGUUACGUAUUUCUAGCUUCGCAAAGAAAGACACCACCGUGGGAGAAAUUGUGAACCUGAUGGCCGUCGACGCUCAGCGAUUCUUUGAGUUGACGUCCUAUCUGCACGUCCUGUGGUCAGCUCCACUGAUUAUUGCACUUUGCAUUUAUCUACUGUACGAGCUGCUUGGACCGGCUGUGUUUGCUGGUUUGGGCGUGAUGGUGAUUAUGAUCCCGAUCACCGGCUUCAUUGCUACCCGUAUGCGUGAUCUGCAGGUGGAGCAGAUGGAAAUUAAGGACGAACGUGUGAAAAAGAUGAACGAAAUCCUCGGCGGUAUCAAGGUGUUGAAGUUGUACGCGUGGGAACCAAGCUUCCAGGACACAGUUGUGACAGUGCGCAACCAAGAGCUGGACGUGUUGAAGCAUGCCGCAUACUACGGAGCGGGAACUUACUUCGUCUGGACGAUGGCUCCAUUCCUGGUAACGCUCGCCUCGUUCGCAGUGUUCGUUAUGGUCGACGAAGAAAACAUCCUAGAUCCGCAGACGGCGUUUGUGGCGUUGGCCUUGUUCAACAUUCUUCGCUUUCCGUUGGCCAUGUUCCCGAUGAUGAUCACGUUCGCUAUGCAAGCCUGGGUAUCGAUCAAGCGUAUCGACAAGUUUAUGAACAGUGAAGAGCUUGAUCCGAACAACGUAACGCACAACAAGAGUGAAAAUGCGUUAGAGUUGAAAGAUGGAACAUUUUCUUGGGGAGACGAUGCACCAACGCUGAAGAACAUAAACUUGGCACUUCGUAGAGGCAAGCUGUCGGCUGUCGUUGGAGGUGUUGGUACUGGUAAAAGUUCGUUGAUUUCCGCUCUGCUGGGUGAGAUGGAAAAGAUGAAGGGAUCGGUCAAUACGGACGGUUCGAUCGCGUAUGUCCCACAACAAGCCUGGAUUCAGAAUGCGACGCUACGUGAUAACAUUCUCUUCGGAAGACCGUUCGACCAGGCAAAGUACGAUAAAGUGAUCGAAUGUUGUGCCUUAAAGCCUGAUCUGGAGAUGCUUCCGGGUGGAGAUACGACCGAGAUUGGUGAGAAGGGUAUCAACCUUUCGGGAGGACAGAAACAGCGUGUUGCAUUGGCGCGUGCAGUGUAUGCCGACUCUGAGAUCUACCUGUUCGAUGAUCCACUGAGCGCUGUGGAUGCUCACGUAGGAAAACACAUAUUUGAGCAGGUGAUUGGACCAUCGGGAAUGCUUGUGGGCAAGUCACGCCUGCUAGUCACUCACGGCAUCUCGUUCCUUCCGUUUGUGGAAGAAAUUUUCGUUAUGAAGGAUGGAGAGAUCUCGGAGAGCGGAUCAUAUCAAGAACUGCUGGACCAGAAAGGUGCAUUCGCCGAGUUCCUCACGCAACACAUUCAAGAGAUGGACGAUGAGGAUGAAGACGAGCUGAAAUUGAUUCAGGAAGCACUUAAAGACGGCGAGGCUAAGAAGAUCGUGCAGCGCGCUAUGUCGACACGAUCCCAACGAUCGGGUAGCAGCAAUGGCAGUGUUCGUAAGAAGCGUGUUAGCCGAGCUGAAUCGCGCAACAGCAACAAACCAAAGGGAGUUGAACCAGUCGCACAGCAAUUGUCUGCCGCCACCUUGAUCGAGAAGGAAGAAUCAGCGACGGGAGCCGUCGGUUACAUGGUGUACGUGAAAUACUUCAAAGGAAUUGGACUAUGGCUUGGAUUCUGGUCUAUAUUCUUCAGCGUGAUCAAUCAGGGCGCCUCUAUCUACGCUAACAUUUGGCUAACCGAUUGGUCUGAGGACCCGGAAGCGGCAACGGAUAACUCGGUUCGAGAUAUGUAUCUCGGCGUAUACGGUGGCUUGGGAGGAGCACAAUCCAUUGCUCUUCUGAUCGCCUCCAUUACACUCGCCCUGGGUUGUGUGCGUGCGGCUCGCGAACUUCACAAUAAUCUGCUCGAAAGCUCAAUGCGAAUGCCAAUGUCUUUCUUCGACACGACACCCCUGGGCCGUAUCAUGAAUCGCUUCUCGAAGGAUGUGGACGUGGUUGACAACAUCUUGCCACAAUCCAUUCGUGCUUGGUUGCUCAUGUUCUUCAACGUGGUCGGUGUGUUUGUCGUGAUCGGUAUCUCAACGCCCGUUUUCUUGGCGGUCGUACCGGCAUUCCUUGUGAUAUACUAUCUGAUUCAGAAGUUCUACAUUGCUACCUCGCGACAGCUGAAACGUCUCGAAUCCGUUACACGCAGUCCGAUCUACUCACACUUUGGAGAAAGUAUCACCGGUCAGAGCACAAUCCGUGCGUACGGACAGCAGGAUCGAUUCAUGAACGAAUCAGAACAGCGCGUGGACUACAAUCAGCUAACGUCUUACCCGAGUAUCAUUGCUAACCGAUGGCUUGCGGUACGACUUGAGCUGGUCGGAGCACUGGUCGUUUUCUUUGCCGCAUUGUUCGCUAUGGUUGCCCGCGAUGACAUCGGUCAGGCAACGGUAGGACUUUCGAUCAGUUAUGCCCUGCAGAUAUCAGCCACACUCAGUUUCCUCGUGCGUAUGACGGCUGAAGUUGAGACGAACAUUGUCGCUAUUGAACGCUUGGAGGAGUACACAGUGCUACCGCGGGAAGCUGAGUGGCAGAAGGGUACAGUGGACAAGACAUGGCCUGCAGAAGGAAAGGUCGAGUUCAAGGACUACCAGAUCCGUUACCGCGAGGGUUUGGACUUGGUCAUUCGAGGUAUCUCGCUCAAUGUACGAGGAGGAGAAAAGAUUGGUAUCGUUGGACGAACUGGAGCAGGAAAGUCCAGCUUAACACUUGGUCUCUUCAGAAUUGUCGAAGCGGCCGGUGGACAAAUCAUCAUCGACGGACACGAUAUCUCUCAAAUGGGACUACACCAGUUGCGUGGUCGGUUGACUAUCAUUCCUCAGGAUCCAGUCCUGUUCUCAGGUACGCUUCGGGCAAACGUGGAUCCCUUCAAAAGUUACAGUGACGAUCAGGUGUGGAAAGCACUCGAACUAUCCCAUCUGAAGACAUUUGUGAAGGGAUUGGCAGCUGGACUGGACCAUGAGAUCGCUGAGAACGGCGAGAACCUCUCGGUAGGUCAAAGACAGCUGAUCUGUUUGGCGCGUGCUGUGCUACGAAAGACGAAGGUGUUGAUCUUGGAUGAGGCUACGGCGGCCGUAGAUCUGGAGACGGAUGACUUGAUUCAGAAAACAAUCCGUACGGAGUUCGCCGACUGCACGAUUCUCACCAUCGCUCAUCGACUGAACACGAUCCUCGACUCGGACCGUGUACUGGUGCUCGACAAGGGUUUGGUAGCCGAGUGUGACUCACCCCAGAACCUGCUAGCGAACAGAGACUCCAUAUUCUUUGGCAUGGCAAAGAACGCUGGUAUUGUAAGCUAGAAUCACUGCCAACCCACAUCGAUGCCUGGUGAAUCUCGAAUCGAUAUCGACUCGUCUCGAAAAAGACUUGCAUAAAUCUGGUCAGAGAAUGUCGAAAGAUACUACAGCUUCGUCAAAUGACAGAACAGGGAAGCGAUC
Messenger RNA from Anopheles maculipalpis, 4729 nucleotides. Its product is annotated as multidrug resistance-associated protein 1-like. Gene Ontology annotation, biological process: transmembrane transport. Gene Ontology annotation, molecular function: ABC-type transporter activity; ATP hydrolysis activity; ATP binding. NCBI's taxonomy places the organism in Eukaryota, Metazoa, Arthropoda, Insecta, Diptera, Culicidae. Bases 77 to 4591 code for a protein of 1504 amino acids. The transcript has 6 exons. Gene Ontology annotation, cellular component: membrane. The record is from RefSeq and is a predicted model, not a curated record.